AUGUCUCAGAACAGCAACACCCAGCAGCCCAGUCUAGUUGGCGGCCACGCCGAGUAUGUCAAGGGCGCUGCACAGGCGACCAUUGGAGACUUGACCGGAUCACAUGCUUGGAAAAGUUCGGGCGAGCAGGCAAAGGCCCACGGUGCCGACGUUAUGAAAGCAGCCAGUGAGACUCGCGACCCGGCAACACAGGGAUUCGGCAAGGUGGAGGAAGUCGCUGGCAAGGUCACAGGCUGCGAAGGCAUGGUGAAAGAGGGUACUGCCAGCAAGAAGCCCGAGUAG
Messenger RNA from Neoarthrinium moseri, 282 nucleotides. RefSeq lists its product as uncharacterized. The transcript is spliced from 2 exons. NCBI's taxonomy places the organism in Eukaryota, Fungi, Ascomycota, Sordariomycetes, Amphisphaeriales, Apiosporaceae. Bases 1 to 282 code for a protein of 93 amino acids. The record is from RefSeq and is a predicted model, not a curated record.